UGAUUACACCUAUUUAUCAGCCUCUUCUGUAAAUAUUGUAGUUAGAAAUGAACGUGACGCAUCAAUUUUAUAUAUUCCCCGACCUUCUGUUCCACAAUAUUGACUAAAUAAAAUCAUUAAUUGAUCAUUUGCUACGGAUUUAUUAACUUUACAUCUCUAUUACCUCCACGAUCGAAUAUUUGGAAUUUUGAUGUUAGUUUUAAACAGUUAUACGAACCGACAUGUGUGAUUUUUAAAGAUGCCAUAAUGGCCAUCGUCGAGGACGUAGAAAAAAACGUUAAAAACAAAAAUCGUAGAAAAGAUAAAGUUAUUGAAGUGCCGGUGACAGAAUCAGAUGAUUUGUUAAGGGAAGAAAGACGCAGUACCGGAAGGGCUUUAGCUACUGGAAUAAUUAUAUUUUUGGUAGGUUUAGGUGUAUACCACGCCGUGGUUUAUGGUUCUUCAAGAUUAUCUGCCCUCGUUGGCGGAUUUAUUAUAAUGUUUUUAUACGUAGUAUCGUUACUUUACGCCUCUCAUAGAAAAAAGAAACUUUUAAGGUCUAAUGAGGCGGCUCUAGAACAAGAAUUGAAGGAGGUUAUUGUGAAAGCCUCAUCAAAAUCUGAGCAACACUUAUCAGAAGAAGGGAAUCGAGAGAUGACUCCAACAAACGAUCGACCAAUAUUCAUUAGAACGUAUUCAGUUGCAUAAAAAUAUCAGAUUUAUAUUUGAAAUGUAAUAUCAAC
Molecule: messenger RNA, 722 nt
Organism: Diorhabda sublineata
Lineage: Eukaryota; Metazoa; Arthropoda; Insecta; Coleoptera; Chrysomelidae
Exons: 3
Coding region: 247-687 (146 amino acids)
Source: RefSeq, a predicted model, not a curated record